Molecule: messenger RNA, 1105 nt
Organism: Xyrauchen texanus (razorback sucker)
Lineage: Eukaryota; Metazoa; Chordata; Actinopteri; Cypriniformes; Catostomidae
Gene: emc9
Product: ER membrane protein complex subunit 9
Exons: 6
Coding region: 161-778 (205 amino acids)
Cellular component (GO): EMC complex
Source: RefSeq, a predicted model, not a curated record
CACAAGUAGAGAAGGACCCGCAACAUUACUCAGCCUCUGCUAAUUUCAAACAGUUAAUUCAUCCUGUGGAAAUUAUUGAUUGUUUAUCUUCAUGAUAUCAUCAAAUUAAUAAGUAUUAGCAUUACGUAUUUUACUACUGAACAAGGGAAACAAUACAAGGAUGGGUGAGGUCGAGUUGUCAUGUCUGGCUUAUGUCAAAAUAUUCCUGCAUGCUAGUCAGUUUCCGCGCUGCAGUGUGAAUGGGCUGCUGUUGUCCUCCAGUGCUGCAGGAGGAGCUGUGUGUAUUACUGACUGUGUGCCACUGCUACACUCGCACCUGUCUCUCGCACCAAUCACACAGCUCGCUCUCACACAGGUGGAUGCUUGGUGUUCACAAACUCAGCAAAGGAUUGUGGGAUAUUAUCAAGCUAAUGCUUGUGUAUCAGACAGCAGCCCCACACCAUGUGCGCUAAAAAUAGCAGACAAGAUCUUCGAGCAGUGCAACAAUGCUGUGUUACUUAUGGUUGACGGAGAAAAGAUGUUUCCUGACUGCCGCGUGCCGCCAAUCGUGAUAUAUGAUCGUAAAGAUGCACGCUGGGCCCUCAAAGACAAACACACAAUAAUGCUUCAGCAAUGGGAAGAAACUCGUUCAAUAGCAAAUCAGCUGUUCAGCUCUGGCGAUCAGGCACUCUUAGUGGAUUUUGACAGCCAUUUGGAUGACAUCACAAAAGACUGGACCAAUCAAAAACUCAAUGCCAAGAUCAUGGAACUUGUCUCCCCAGCCAAUGGAAAUGUAUAAAUUAUGUGUACUGAUACACUAAAUCCAUCAUAGUCAUUCAAUAAAUGUUUUCUGUAUAUGUCGCUCUUAUGAUUCUAUGUUAUUUGGAUGAACAUAUUAUUAAUAUGGUUAUUUAACUACAUACAUGAUAACUGAUUGUGUGAAACAGGCUCUUGAUACCACAAUGAUUUGAAGUGCCUUAUGGCAUAAAUAAUACUAACACACUUCAGUUCCCAAAUAUGCAGAAAUAUUUUUCUGUCUUCCAAUUUAAUUCUGUAUGAUUCAUAGGACUGACUUUUAACAAUUAAAUAAAUAUAAAGCCAUGCACUAGAAGGACGAUAAUUUUUG